UAUAAUCUGUUGUUUGAUAUUAAAAUACUAUCUGUAUCCCAAAAAUGACAUUUUAGUUUUUACAAACUAGUUUUAAAACUAAACUUUUAUUAUGUUUGGUUAAUUUAAAGUAUUUUAUCUAUAUAUCAGUGCAAAGCUAUAUCGAAGUAUAUUAAAAUGGCAGUGAUAGAACAUGUGUCUCGAGUUCGAAGACUUUACAAACUUAUAUUUCGGGUACAUAGAGCUUUACCUGAUGAAUUACGAGUUCUUGGUGACAAUUACGCAAGAGAAGAAUUCAAACGCCACAAAAAUUGCACUCCCGAUGAAGCAAAGAUAUUUUUGAAUGAGUGGACUGAUUAUGCAAUUAAUAUAGCUAAGCAAAUGAAGCCUCUCAGUCAAUCAAAGGGAAAAGGUAUUGGAAAAUAUUUGGACCCCCAAAUGUUGGAAUAUAUGACUGAUGAACAAUUAGUGCAACUUUAUGAAUUACAUAAAGCAGCUUCUCUUGAAGAAGAAGAUACCGAAAAUGAAGCUUCUAGCAAUAAAAAAGGAGAUGGUAGAUAGUAUGCCUUAUUUACUAAAUUAAAAUUAGUAAGGAACAAUCAUAGCAAAUUGUAACAUUGAUAUGUAAUUGUAUAAAAACCUAUUAUAAUUAUAUUUCUCUUAUUUGUACUAUAUUGAAGUGUGUAAAAUAUCAUUAACUAUAUUUUUAAUACUUUCCAGGUUUCUUAUAUUAUCAAAUGCCCUUUUUUACAAUAGAUUUAUAUAUUUUAAGCAUUGAUUUGUUAUGUAUGAUUUCAUUUUAGUUUUAAGAGUAAGGUGCGUUUUAAAUAGUAUAAAUGUCUUGUUUCUUACUUCGGAUUCAUUCUUUUUAUAGUAGAUUGUGAUUAUAUUAAAGAUACUUAUUACCUCCCUUAGUAUACUUUAAUAUAGAAAAUGUUUUGAUGAAUCAAGUAGUUGAAGAUAUGGCUAGUCAAAAUAGUUAUAAGAAUAGUAAAUAAAUGAAUUGAAUAAA
Messenger RNA from Danaus plexippus (monarch butterfly), 991 nucleotides. It is a transcript of the gene Sdhaf3, whose product is annotated as succinate dehydrogenase assembly factor 3, mitochondrial. Bases 157 to 540 code for a protein of 127 amino acids. The transcript has 3 exons. Gene Ontology annotation, biological process: succinate metabolic process; mitochondrial respiratory chain complex II assembly. Gene Ontology annotation, cellular component: mitochondrial intermembrane space; mitochondrion. Lineage: Eukaryota; Metazoa; Arthropoda; Insecta; Lepidoptera; Nymphalidae. The record is from RefSeq and is a predicted model, not a curated record.